Eleginops maclovinus (Patagonian blennie) is the source of this 3245-nucleotide messenger RNA. RefSeq names its product dihydrouridine synthase 1-like (S. cerevisiae) (gene dus1l). The coding region runs from base 123 to 1664 and encodes 513 amino acids. Gene Ontology annotation, biological process: tRNA processing. The record is from RefSeq and is a predicted model, not a curated record. The transcript has 14 exons. Lineage: Eukaryota; Metazoa; Chordata; Actinopteri; Perciformes; Eleginopidae. Gene Ontology annotation, molecular function: tRNA dihydrouridine synthase activity; flavin adenine dinucleotide binding.
GAAAGCCGUAGGAACGACAGAAAGAGAAGGUUUCUCCUCGGUGGUGUUUCUCUGUUGCACACAUUUGGAAAGUGCUGCGCCUGGAUUACUCUUCAAAUCUAUCAGUACAGCAGUCUGCUGUGAUGGCCAAGCUGCAGGGCUUUGAGUUCUGGAGGAAGAACCUGAAGGAAGCCCGCUAUGUGGUGGCCCCCAUGGUGGACCAGAGCGAGCUGGCGUGGCGGCUGCUGAGUCGCAGGCACGGCGCUCAUCUCUGCUACACCCCCAUGCUGCACGCUCAGGUGUUUGUUAGGGACGCCAACUACAGGAGAGAAAACCUCUACAACGAAGUGUGUGAGGAGGACAGACCGCUCAUCACACAGUUUUGUGCCAAUGAUCCAGAGGUGUUUGUUCAGGCGGCUCUGCUGGCCCAGGACUACUGCGACGCCAUCGACCUGAACAUCGGUUGCCCGCAGAUGAUCGCAAAGAGAGGGCAGUAUGGAGCUUUCCUACAAGACAAGUGGGAGCUGCUAGAGAAGAUGGUCAGGUUAGCCAAUGAGAAGCUCUCGGUGCCCAUCACCUGCAAGAUCCGUGUUUUCGAGGAGAUGGAGAAGACGGUCCGCUACGCCCAGAUGCUGGAGAGAGCUGGCUGUCAGCUGCUGACAGUUCACGGCAGAACCAAAGAGCAGAAAGGAGCCAUGACGGGGAUCGCUAACUGGGAGCACAUCAGGGCAGUACGCAAGGCGGUAAAUAUUCCAGUGUUUGCAAAUGGCAACAUUCAUCACCUGAGUGACGUGGAGCGCUGCAUUCAGGAGACGGGAGUGCAGGGAGUCAUGAGUGCAGAGGGGAACCUCCACAACCCGGCGCUGUUUGAAGGCCGCAGCCCUCCGGUGUGGGAGAUGGCUGAGGAGUAUCUGGAGGUGGUGGAGCUGCACCCCCCCUGCACUCUGUCCUACGUACGAGCCCACCUCUUCAAGCUCUGGCACCACACGCUUCAGAUCCACCAGGACCUCCGAGAGGACUUGGCCAAAGUGAAGACCCUGGAGGCUUUGGCCGAUGUCAGCAAACAGCUGAAGCUGCGCUGCCAGGAGGAGAUAGCCAAUGGAAAAGGAGGGGAGGAGGAGAAGAAGAGCAGUCUGCCCUUCCCCCACUGGAUCUGCCAGCCAUACAUCAGACCAGUACCCAAGGAGCCGGAACCUUACGGGAACAAGCGGGGUCCAGAGGUGAUGAAGGUGAUGUGUCAGAAGAGAGCGCUGGAGGACUCGGAAGGAGCAGCUGACCAGAUCUCCAAAAACAAGCUGAAGAAGAAAUCCCGAAACCCAAACAAGAACUUCUGUCCUGAACAGAAACCCAAGUACGUCAAGUGUGAGCAGUGUGGGAACCCUAAGGGGAAUAAAUGUGUGUUCAACCUGUGUCGAGCCUGCUGCAAGAAGAAGGCCUACAAGGAGGUGGCAGACUGUCCAAGCCACGGGCUGAGGUUCAAGACCAAGGCCGAGAAACAGAAAGCUGAGGAGAACGGGGAGGAGAGGAUAGAGGAGACGAGGAAAGAGGAGACCAGGGAGAACACAAACCAGGAUACGAGGGAGGAGACAAAGGAAGAAAGGGUGAAUGGCAGUGCCACAGAAAGAGAGAUCAGCUGCAGCUCCUCUCCUCAGCCUCCCACACAGCUUCAGGUUCAGCCACUAUGAACAAGACUCUACAUCUCUACAUGCACACUGCGCUGUCCCCUGUCGGACCCGCCUGCUGAGACUAAGACAGAUAAGGUCGUUUCUCUGAUCAGACAAGCCAUUUGGUCAGAUAUUUUGAUGUGGAAGAGGUUGACCAACAUUUGGUCUCAUCAGAGUCCAGGUGUUCUCCUGAGUAAGCCUCUCAUGUGAGCUGUGCUGGGGGGUGGUUGGUGUGUGCAUGUAGAGACGACCUCAACAGGAAGAGACUGAUCCGCCUCCAAAAGAUUUAUGCGAUGGGGUUUUCUUUCUUUUCUUCUUUUUUUUUUGUUGCUGUGACAUUUUUAAGUGAAAUAUUUUAAGAGCAGACUUUCUGAGUUGUUUAAGCCAAAGUUAAGGGUCUCUUAUUUCUUCAUUGGAUUCAUUGAUGAACAUAAAGGAUUUCCUGUUGUGCAUUGACUUAUGUUUGAAACUUUGGAUGAGAUGCUCCUCUAACAUGUCACUGUUUAGCAGAGUAGUCUGUUUGCUAGCUCAUAGAGUCCUCUUGUGAACCCAAAAAUGUUGAGUACUCCAAAGUUCUAUGUUAGAAAUGUACAGUACGGUCCCCAGCACAUAGAAACUGCCGGAUGCUAACUUGCAUAUGUUGGGCAAUUUGAACAAUCAGCAUAAGUUGCAUUAAUUAGCAUUAUAGCCUCUAAUCAAUAGUUUGAAUGGCGAUUGGAAAACUAAGGAGUGGUUUUUGCGGGUUAUUGAGCAUUUAGAAAACAUUUCUCACAUUUUCAGGUUGAACAAUUGCAGUUUUUCCACCAUAUUUAUACUCUCCUGGACGGAUUUUGAGUAAAGUUGCAACCAUUUGAUAUAGACAGCACACAAUUCAAACAAUUACCUCUACUGUGGGAAAUUAUUUUCAAAUAGAUAAGCAAUCUCUCCAAUCCAAAUGAUCCAGAGUCCAUUCAAAAUUCAUCCAAAUCAAACCACAGGGAGUACAAAUAUGGCCACUUUCUGUUUAAAACUGCCAUUUUUGUCCUGAAAAUUUCAGAAAUUGAUUCAUCCUCAAUUACCUCCAAAACUAUCCAAAUUGGCCAAUUUGACUAUUGUUUACAUAGGCUAUAAUGCUAAUUAACACUAAUUAAUUAGCAUUGCCCGACAUAUGCAAGUUAGCAUCCAGCAGUCUCUAUGUGCUGGGGACCCGUACUAUACAUUUCUAACAUAAAACUCUGGGAUACUCAACAUUUCCAGGUUAACACUGCUGGCAAGUAGCCUAUAGCCGAAACAGCUAGGCUAGCUUAUUCCAGGGACCACAGUCCUGAUGCUAAACCAGGUCAGCAUCCUCCCUACUGAAGGCACAGACAGGUCAUGCUAUCUGACUUAAAGCCCCUGAAAACUAAUUCAUCAGAACUGUGAGAUGUCUGACAUAAAGGUCAAAGAUUGUUAGGUAUUAUUUAUUACUGAGUGAACACUCCUCACUGCCUCGUCAGGACUGUGUGAUUUGAUGUUGAUGCUGAUUGGUGCUCAGAACAGAAGACAGGAAGUGUUUCAAGGGCUUUUAAGGUAAGAGAUCAAAUAAGUGUGUCCUUUUAUCAAUAAACCAUUUUAAAGCCGUAA